AUGCCUGCUCUAGAAGUUUUAAAUCUGUCUAGAACCCGCAUUCGGUGCUUGCCAGAGUCCAUAUCUCAACUUGUCAGCCUCAAAAGACUCUUCUUAAAUGAUUGUGUCCUUUUGAGAUCGAUAUCGCCAGCAAUUGGAAGGCUCAAGCAGCUGGAGGUAUUUGAUCUUGAGGGGACGAAGAUUAAGAAUCUUCCCAAGGAAAUUGAAUGUUUAAUCAAUAUGACUUGUUUGGGGUUCUCAAUUUCUGGAACUGAACCUUCAAAUGACUCUAAAACUGUGAUUCCUCAUGGGGUAAUAUCUUCUCUAUUACACUUGGAAGAACUGAAUCUCGAUGUGAAUGCCGAUGCUGAAUGGUGGGAUACAUGUGCUGAAGGUGUUGUAUCUGAAGUUUGCAACUUGAAAAGGUUAAGCACUUUCAAGUUCUCCUUUCCUACAAUGGAACUUUUGAGGCAAUUUAAUCAGCUUAGGAAAUCGAUGGAGCAUCCAUCUUUAGCUCAAUUUAGACUUUGUGUUGGUAAUCAUGCUAGCUGCAUCAUGAAUCGGCUACCAUUAAAUAUUGAAUUCGAAUUGGAACGGUGCAACCGAUACUUGAGGUACACAAAUGGUGACGAUGUCUUCACCGAUAUUAAGGACAUGCUGCAACAGUUAGAUGCAUUAUUCUUAGAAAGGCAUGCUAAUCUCAAGACCCUGUCUGAACUAAGAAUAAAUAGCAUGGAGCAACUCAAAUGGUGUGUUCUGGGGGAGUGUAAUGAGCUUGAAGUGCUCAUAGAUUCAUCUGAUACCAUGCAUCAAGAGGCUUUGAUCGAAUCUCACUGCAAAAGUGCCUGUCUUGAAUCGCUGGAGUUUUUGUAUGUGUAUUACAUGAGAAACUUGAGAAACAUUUGGAAGGGCUCAGUGCAAAAGGGAUGUUUAUCUUCUCUAAAGUUGUUGACAUUAUGUAAAUGCCCCGAGUUGACGGUUAUUUUCUCAUGUGAGAUGCUCGAUAAUCUCAACAAUCUAGAAGAGGUCACAAUUGAGGACUGCCCAGCCAUCAAAAGCCUGAUUAGCUGCCAAAAUUCAUUUUGCGAAGUCCUCAAGUCGUCUUAUUUCCUCCCUAUGUUGAAGAAGUUGUCCCUCCAUUACGUGCCUGAACUUUCCAGUAUAUCCUGUGGGCUAUGGAUUGCAUUGAGGUUAGAAAGGUUAAGUUUUUACAACUGCCCGAGUCUCAAGUCUCUUUCGACCAAUGAAGUUUCCAGUGAGCAGUUGAAGAAAAUCAGGGGGGAGAGGAGUUGGUGGAAGGACUUGGAAUGGCGUGGCCAUAAGCCAGAUCACUUGGAUGGUAUUUUCGUCCCAAUUGACACAUGUGACGUCCCUUGA
This is a messenger RNA of Eucalyptus grandis, 1356 nucleotides long. RefSeq names its product disease resistance protein At4g27190-like. The record is from RefSeq and is a predicted model, not a curated record. The transcript has a single exon. The coding region runs from base 1 to 1356 and encodes 451 amino acids. Lineage: Eukaryota; Viridiplantae; Streptophyta; Magnoliopsida; Myrtales; Myrtaceae.